AGGGUGGGGGUCAGGAUGGGGCCACCCAGCACGCUGAGCAGCCCCCACUUGGAUGGUGAGCUGAGGGCAGCCCCAACUGUAGCGUCAUCGGGGCACAGAGGAGCGGGCAGCAGGCCAGCCAGCACUGGCACUGGUCCUGGCAGCCUGUCCUGCCCCUUCACUGUGACUCUGCAAAACGGCAGGGCGGUGGCGGUGACGCUGGCGAUGGCCGGGCCUGGAGGAAGCAGAGGGGCCCGGCUGGGCGCUGUGCUGCUUGGGGCGGAGCGGUGGGCUCGGCCGGGCAGGCAGGAAGAAGGACGAGGCCGGCUCUCGACAGCAGCCAUGGCCGAGGCUGGGGACCGGAGCAUCCACACGCAACACAUCUCAACCGUGCACAACGUGCCCAUGCACGUCCUCAUCCGGCCCAUCCCCACGGAGCUGGAGCCAGGCAAGGUGCAGAGCCUGAUGGAAACCCUGCAGGAGGAUCCCGAGCGGGUGCCCCCCAUCGACGUGCUCUGGAUCAAGGGCAGCCAGGGGGGGGAUUACUUCUACUCCUUCGGGGGCUGCCACCGCUUUGCCGCCCACAGGGCACUCAACCGGGAGACAAUCCCCGCCAAGAUCAUCCCGUCCACCCUCAGCGACCUCCGCACCUACCUGGGCUCCUCCACGCCCCACCUGCGCUAGCCUAGUGCCCCAGAGGAUGCACAGACCCCCGCAGCCCCCCUCAGCCCCUGAUCCUGGUGGGUCCCCCCAGGGUCCCCGUAAGCUGAGCUGGUCCUGUCCCGGGGGUCCCGUGACCCUCCGGUAGGGAUGGGUUCAGGGCCCCCCGGUCCUGAGGGGGGGUGGUGUCCCGGGGUUCCUGCGGGGCUUGCGGCGCCCCUCCAGCCGGGACGGGGUCAGGGUCUCGCUGGCCCCGGGAAGAGCCCGGGAUGGUGCGGCGCGGCGGGGCCGGCAGGUGGCGCUGUUUUGCCGCGCUGCGCCGCCCCGAGCGGCCGCGGGGACCGGGACGGGACGAACCGGGACUGGAUGAACCGGGACUGGACGAACCGGAACGGGACGAACCGGGACUGGACGAACCGGGACGGGGCCAACCGGGACUGGAUGAACCGGGGCACGGCUCAACCGGUACGGGAUGAACUGGGAUGGGACGGGCUGAACCGGGGCACGGCUCAACCGGGACUGGCUGAACCGGGACAGGCUGAAGCAGGGCACACUGGAACUGGGCCAGGUCACAGCCCAUCCAGGGCACAAUUGAACCGGGAAGGGAUACAGGCAAACCGGGACACAGCUGAAUCGGGACACAGCUAUAUCAGAGCACAGCCAAACCGGGGCACAGCGAAACCGAGCACGGCCAGUCCCCACGUCCCGCCCUCAGCGACUCUGGGUUCACCCUGUGCCCUGACCCUGGGCUGUGCCUACCCCAAAACCACCUGUCCCCUCCCUGGACACAUCCCACGGUCCCCUACUCUGUGGAGGGACAUUUCCAAAAUGGGGUGGUGGGGACACCCACUGCUGCACCUGGAAUAAAGGUGAUCAAACCCCC
Grus americana (Whooping crane) is the source of this 1522-nucleotide messenger RNA. It is a transcript of the gene SRXN1, whose product is annotated as sulfiredoxin 1. Gene Ontology annotation, biological process: cellular response to oxidative stress. The record is from RefSeq and is a predicted model, not a curated record. The transcript has 2 exons. The coding region runs from base 16 to 663 and encodes 215 amino acids. Gene Ontology annotation, molecular function: sulfiredoxin activity. Lineage: Eukaryota; Metazoa; Chordata; Aves; Gruiformes; Gruidae. Gene Ontology annotation, cellular component: cytoplasm.